AUGGACGCAACCAAAUCAGUGCUCCUUGAUGGUUCCGGGGCUGUUCUUUUGGCUUCUCCCAAUCUGAAUAGGCCAAAGCUUUCCGGGGUUACUGAAAAGGCCGUCGUGAUUAUUGAGCACACCGAAACUGGUUUGGGAGACUCUCUGCAGUUAGCCGUGACGAAUACCGGAGCAGCCGCACAACGCAUUCUGUUUGCCCAUGUGACGGAAGCCACUCGUCUCAAGGAAGCUACGGCCAUCUCCCUCCUAGAGGCCGAAUUACCUCUAUUGGCUGGCAUAACUGACAGCGAGAUGCGUCGCCUGAAGCUGUUGACAGGCCAGGCCAAGAACGUACUCUGUGUCACAGCCGGCGACCUCCUCAACGGAAAGACGCCCCAGAUGGGACUGGCAGCAGGCCUCUCCCACGCGCUGAUGCUUGAGAAGUCGUCUCUACGUCUCAUGGUGUACGAUACUGACAAGAGGGCGGAGGCGGACUGCGAAGCGCAAAACCUGCUGCAGAUUCUGACGUCGUCGCAGAUGACCGGAUCCGAUUUGGAGUACGUCGAGAAUGACGGGACUGUGCACAUGGCGCGUUUCGUGCCGGAUACCAAGAUAAAUGCCUUGUUCCAGCUAGCGCAAGACACAACAGUAAUUCGACUCGAUCCAGUCCACUUCCGCGCCAUUGAGCCGCCACCAAAAGGUCUGGCCGAGGAUGACAUCAAGAUGUCGGUCAAGGCAGUUGGUCUCAAUGCCAAGGACUUGUACUUGCUCACCAGCAAAGCCGAUACGCCCGGGGCCACGUGCGCCCUUGAAUUUUCCGGCGUCGUCGAUUUAUAG
Molecule: messenger RNA, 816 nt
Organism: Metarhizium brunneum ARSEF 3297
Lineage: Eukaryota; Fungi; Ascomycota; Sordariomycetes; Hypocreales; Clavicipitaceae
Gene: BOA9
Product: Reducing polyketide synthase BOA9
Source: RefSeq, a predicted model, not a curated record